ACGGCUGUAGGAAUCGCUCGGUCCCUCUUGACGGGGCGUGCUCUAUCGCGUAAGACACAUCUGGCUCGCGGCUCGCGAUCUUCUGUACGAUGUGCCAGUUCCUCCCCCGACCCCAGCACCCGCACGGCGUAUUAUCGUAGCAGGCAUGGGCAACUACAACAACCCAUGCUUUCCGACGCUCAAAGACACACCAUAUACGCGCUCUCAACGCCCCCGGGAAAGGCGGGCGUCGCAGUCAUACGAAUUUCCGGGCCCGAUGCGCUUAGUGUAUGGCAGGGGAUGGUGAAGACCGCUGGGACACACUACGAACUCAUGGGCCCGAGCCCGAAACCUUGGAGGAUGCAGCGAUGCAGAGUCGUAGAUCCUGUGGACGGAGAGGUCCUGGACGACGGACUUGCCGUGUUUUUCAAAGGGCCACGGUCCUUCACCGCUGAGGACACGCUCGAGCUACAUAUUCACUCCGGUCGCGCCGUCAUCAAGGCUGUUCUCGGCGCGUUGGCCACCUUCCCGGCUCUGCGCCCGGCCGAACCCGGCGAGUUCACUCGGCGAGCGUUCGAAAGCGGCAGGUUGGACCUCACGCAGGUGGAAGGGCUGAGAGACCUCAUCGAUGCGGAGACCGAGGGACAAAGGAAAUUAGCAACCAGGGUCGCCAGGGGUGAUAUACGUGUCGGGUAUGAGAGACUUAGAGGAGACAUCAUACAUUGCUUGGCAAUGGUGGAGGCUCUGAUUGAUUUUGGCGAGGGGGAAGAUAUCGAGGAUGGUGUGUACGAACAAGCCAGACAACGUGCGUCGGAACUUCACACGAACAUUCUGAACCUUCUCUCCGACAACCGCAAAGGAGAGAUCAUGCGUUCGGGCGUGCGAGUCGUCAUCUUCGGACCACCUAACGUCGGCAAAAGCAGUUUCCUCAACUAUCUAGCACAACGAGAGGCUGCCAUCGUGACGCACAUCCCUGGUACAACACGCGAUGUCUUGGAGUUGUCCCUCGAUAUCGGUGGAUUACCGGUGGUAGUCGCUGAUACCGCCGGCGUACGACAAACGGAAGAUGCUGUGGAAAGUAUUGGAGUGGAUCGGGCGAAAGACGCGGCACUGAAAGCAGAUGCAACGGUUUGUGUCUUAUCCCUACCGGACCUUAUGGCGGAUCACGCGGCCGAGGCAGGCUCCUUACAAGUGCCGGAUGCCGUCCGGUCAUUGGUCAAGCCAGACACGAUCUUCCUGCUUAACAAGGCGGACACCGUGGAAGGUAACACGCUCAGCGAUUAUCUGUCCGCAUUCCCUGCUGGGCGGACCUGGUCGUGCAGCGUCAAGACAGGUGACGGAAUGAAAACUUUCAUGGAUGGACUCACGGAGAUUCUGAGGGAAAGAUACGACGUGUUACGAACCGACCAACAUUCUAACGACUUGCUCAUUACGCAUGCACGCCACCGUGUGCAUCUCGAAUCGGCGCUGCAGUUCCUUCAGGGCUUCCUCGACACUCCACCGGAAGACGUGGUCCUUGGAGCCGAGGAAUUGCGUUAUGCUGCGCAGGCCAUAGGGAAGAUUUCCGGUCUCAUCGACGUCGAGCAUGUUCUAGACGCCGUCUUCAGCGAGUUCUGCAUCGGGAAGUAGAUACUAGCACCUGAGUACAUCCUCGCGUCACAUAUGACCGCUAUUCUGCAUAGCUGCCCACCAUGCACCCAUACUUCUGGACCACCCUUAUAUCGACCUUACGCAUAUCGUGUUAUAUAAUACAAUUAUGUGGCGCAGUCGCCUGUAAUGAUAAUGCAAUACAUCUUCAAUCCAGAUUAUUACGUCUCGAAAGCGUUGAUCACCGAGCUGAAGGCGGGCUUCGCGACGUAGUUGUCGUCGAAGAGCAAAGGCUUAUCAUUGCCGGGGAAUGUUCCCGGUGCAGGGAAAUUGACCCAGCUGUAAAUGUCUCCGAUGCC
Messenger RNA from Punctularia strigosozonata HHB-11173 SS5, 1925 nucleotides. RefSeq names its product tRNA modification GTPase TrmE. Gene Ontology annotation, biological process: tRNA methylation; tRNA wobble uridine modification. The transcript is spliced from 10 exons. The record is from RefSeq and is a predicted model, not a curated record. The coding region runs from base 166 to 1608 and encodes 480 amino acids. Lineage: Eukaryota; Fungi; Basidiomycota; Agaricomycetes; Corticiales; Punctulariaceae. Gene Ontology annotation, cellular component: mitochondrion; cytoplasm. Gene Ontology annotation, molecular function: GTPase activity; GTP binding; protein binding.